Molecule: messenger RNA, 4150 nt
Organism: Megalops cyprinoides (Indo-Pacific tarpon)
Lineage: Eukaryota; Metazoa; Chordata; Actinopteri; Elopiformes; Megalopidae
Product: carcinoembryonic antigen-related cell adhesion molecule 5-like
Exons: 9
Coding region: 21-1640 (539 amino acids)
Source: RefSeq, a predicted model, not a curated record
CAGUGCCGCGGAGAGGGCUGAUGUCGAACCGAAUGGAUUUGCACAAGUUGGGAUUUCUGCAGGUGCUUCUGCUGUCAGCGCUAGGUUUGUGCGCUGGCCAGCAGGCGCUGCCCCCGGGAGUUAGGCAUGGCGCAGUUGGAGGGAAUAUAACGUUCACCACUACCAUCGACCCCUCGGCAGGCCAAGAGUUUCUCACCAUAUCCUGGACUUUCAACGGUGCCCCCAUUGUCACCUUGACACCCAAAGUUGAAAGUCCCAGCGAGGCGUACAAGGGCCGGGUCACCCUGAACAAGACUACCGGUUCCUUGCAGCUCAGGCAGCUGACAAGCAGUGACUCUGGGGAUUACGCCGUAAGCAUGGUCACUCAGGAAGCGAAAACGAUCGCAGGAGAAGCCACGCUCAAAGUGUUCGAGCCCGUCUCAGACGUGACGGUGCAGGCCAACGCAACCGAAAAGCCCAUAGUGGAAUUCAAUGACACCGUCAGCCUCACCUGCAGCGCCACGGGCUCGGACCUCAGUUACCAGUGGCUGGCCGGCGCCUCUGUCAUCGCCAGCGGAGACCGCAUGCGGCUGAGCGACAAGAACCGAACCCUCACCAUCUCCGGCAUUCUGAGGUCGGACCAGGGGCCAUUCACCUGCACCGCAUCCAACGUCAUCAUGGCGAAACGCAGCAAGCCCAUCCUCCUAAUCGUCAGCUAUGGACCGGAAAAUGUUAAGAUGACCGUGACUCCUCAAAAACCGAUCCACAAAACGGGGUCCAACCUCACCCUGACCUGCUCGGUCGAGUCCAGCCCUCCCGCGGUGAUUGGGUGGGUUUUCAACGGGACCCCCCUCAAGCAGGAGGGACCAGUGCUCCAGCUGGCCAACAUUCUCGAGAGCCAGAGCGGCAAUUACAGCUGCAUGUCCCAUAACACCGUAACCCUGAGGUACAAGCCAUCUGAAACCUCUCGGAUCAGCGUGCUGGAGGGAAUAUCAGGCAGCAAAAUCAUUGGCCCCACAACGUCACUGAUCGCAGGAAACAGCACUGCCAAUAUGAGCUGCCAGGCAGUCAGUGGCACAGUUGCCAGCAGAGAGUGGCUGAAGGAUGGAAAACCACUGUCUCCUAGCGACAGGAUCACCAUCGCUGCAGAUAAGAGCUCUGUGUCCAUCACGCCAGUACAGAGCAGCGACAGUGGAGACUAUGUGUGCCAGCUCUUCAAUGCUGUGAACAGUGAAACCGCCAGCUACAAAAUGACUGUCAACUAUGGGCCGCAGGAUGUCAAGAUAAAGGGGGAGGAAGCAGUGGAGAUGGGGGACAAAGUGGUCCUAAUGUGCUCUGCAAAGUCACUGCCCCCUGCUACGUUCAGCUGGACUUUCAAUGGAACGCUGUUACGGGUGACGAACGCGGAAUACAUUAUCGACAGCGCCGUCUACGGCCAAAGCGGGAGAUACGCGUGCAUGGCCAAGAACAACGUGACCGGACUGAGUCUCUCCGCUGUCCACACGCUGUCUGUAAAAGAGGAAGGAGCGCUGGAGGAGGAGGAGACUCUGUCAGGAGGAGCCAUCGCGGGGAUCGUGAUUGCUAUCCUGGUGGCCGUGGGGAUCAUCGCUGCCGUGGUCUACUACAUGAGGACGAACCGGAAGAUUGAAUCACCGUACUAGCACUGGAGAACCUGGAUUUGAACAACAACACAGACAGACAUCAGCCAAAUUUCAGAGCUCUUAGUGGUGCGAGGUCUGGGCAGAGGCGCAGAAGAGGUCCAUCAGAGGCAUUCAGGCCGGCCCGACCACAAUAUCCAAGACUGCAUACAAAACCAAGUGCACUAAACUGAGAGAAUACACCAUUCGCUAUCACUGUGGUCCCACCCACACAGGUCAACGGUAACUCCCGGGGAAGGCUGGAAGGGCAGGCUGGUAGGGGCAUGGUUGGCUGGGUCCAGCACACCACAUCUGUUUCCCCUAUGCACUUGCUGAAGUAACCUCUUCCUUUCACCGCUGAGUGCUUUGAAGUGCCCAGGUCAUCCACCUCUAAACACAGGAAUGUCAUUGUUUAUACCCUACUUCCUUUGAUGGUUUGGAGACACGACAGUGCUGUUUUGAUUUGAAUGAUAACCGUAAGGCCCUAUCUGUAGCCAGUAUUUUUUUUUUUUUGUCUGUCUGAAGCAGCAGACGUUGGGAAAUUGUCUUGCUGUUGAGUCAGAUCCCGGGCUAAGAGCUGUGAUUAGUGCACUGAGGGACCGUGUGAUCCUGCCAAUCCUCUUAAACCCUGCCCCUGAAAUGAACAACCUCACAGAAACCACAGUUUGUUUCAAAGGCCACAUCACCAUGUGUGCUGAGGGCUCAAACACACGCCAAAGUUGUGUGUCACUCAUUGAUAGUAAUUUUUUUUUGGAACAAGAUAAAAUGUUUGUAUAUUUAUAACAUUUUGAGAUUGAAUUUCAAAACAGGGUCAGCAGGUACGAACAUGUUGUGUGUGUUUAAGUCAAGAGGAAUGUUUUGUAGGCAAUGAUAUUCCCCUGUUCUGGCAGGAAAGUUUUGGUGUCUUCUUGGGUCUAACCACUAAGAUUUGUUACAGCUGAAAUCCUUCAAAUUUGUGAAAAUCAAAAUUGGAUUCAUUUGGAUGUCUUUUUCUCUUUAACUGUAAGAUGGCCACUGAAUUUUGAAACAAAGCACAGUUUAGUGUGUUUAAGAUCGAACAGGUGGCAUACAUGUGUAUAAAUGUAUCCUAGGUCUUUUGUAAAUAUUGAAGAAUAAUACUUUUUACAGGCCCUCUGAUAAAUGAGAAACUAGUCUGUCAUUAAAAUGUUAUAGAUUUUGGUCAAGACUUGAUCCAUCUGACAUAUUAGCACAUCAGGUCAAGUGAACUUUGAUGCAAAUUCAGGGAUAGUUUUUUUAUCGUUGGUGGUUUGUGGAGACACGACCAGAACUGGGCCACAAAUUGUGAAAGCGUUUGACUGCAAAUGAUGCUUUAAUAUUGUUCUAUAUGUCCUUUUUUUUGAAAAGAAAACUACUAGUUGACCAAAUUGCACCGCAACUGAAGGUAUUCAAGUAGAGUAUCACAGCUGAAUAGGUUGGUGUUAAAAGUGGCACAGUAUGCUUUGUUCAUUCAUUGGUUGUAGCCGAAUAGUAGUUCCCUGUAAAAAAAGAGAAGCAAAAAGGCUCAACAGGAAAUCACAACAUCAUUGACACAUUUGUAAAUCUUGGUCCAAAACCCUAAUAUUCCUUUUUUUCACACAGCUGGAAAAGUGUCUUAUUUAUUACAAAUACGUAUUGUUUUAUGCUGUGCUCAGUUUUCUGUCUAGAUUUUACUUUUAUUUUGGUAAAUUAGCACUUGUAAAAUGUUAGCAUGUCUGAUUGGGGUCAUUAUAAUUGUGGUGUAAAAACAUAACUGGAAUGAACCCAACUCCUAGGAGUGUCUUAAGUCCCAGUUUUAACCCAUGUAACUGAUAAAAGUACAAAUCCAUUUUCACUCCCAUCAGCAAAAUGCUAAGCGACUUGCCAACUGUGUCAUUUUGUGAAUAGUAGUCGUCUAAAGUUUGAAAAGAUUGUAAUCAUGUAUAUUAUGUAUCGUAACAUGAAUCUGGUAUAAUUUAGUUUAAUUUUGAUCAAGUGCCUUGUCUUUUUUUACUGGGGGGUCGGGGGUUGGGGUAUGAGGGCUACGUAUUUAUCAUCAUUUUAUCAUUUGUAUUUAGCCAUAAAUGUUCAGGGAUUGUGUGUGCUUUAUAAAAAGGGAUUACUGCUAAAGACAAAUACGCAAUAGUAGCUUUUACACUAUGUGAGUAAAUAUGUUUCAGUAGAUGCUCUGUAUGUUUAUUUAUUUCUUUUUUUUUAAAUGUUGUUUUCAAUAUUUUUAUCCCAGAUUAAUUUAAAUCAGCAGUCCUCUGGUCAAUAGUCAUUAGAGUACAUUGGAGUUUUGUCAUAAUACCCAGCACUUAAUAUCACACGCCAUGCCACUGAAAUGAAUGUGCUUUGAACUGGGGGAUACAAACAAAGUAAAGCAGAGAUUCUGAGACGCUGUGUGACUCUUUCUGUGUCCUGGAUGAGUUUCAGCAGUCGUCUUUCUGCAUGGUGUCUCCUCUUCUGCCACACCCUUCUCCCUCUGCUUUUUUUAUGCGAAAGGUAUGCCUCUUAAAACGGCCGUAAAAACAGCUAUAAAUGCACAGAAGGGCCUG